AUGUCCCUCCGCAUCGCCCCCCCAAGCGGUAACGCAACACAGACCAGCAACCUCACAACUCGACAAGCAGGCCUACAAGCCGCCCGCCCAUCAAAGGGCGCCCCUUCAGCCCCAGGUCUGCCCGAUACUCUCCGCAACAAGCUCACGCAGCCCGCAACCGCCCACGCAUCGUCGACAAACGCCGGCGGCGACAUCCCGUCAUCGACACACCCUCUCGAGGCACGUCUGCUGGCAUGGCGGGCAACCCAGGACGCAAUGAAGAUGGAGGGUCUGCGCCGUGCAUACGGAAUUGCCGAGCCAGUCCGUCGCGGCAUGGAGCUGAAGAUCGUGCGGGAUGGCACUUUCCGGCCUGCUGUGCUCGGCGGUAUGAGGGGUGGUAAUAUCCACGAGGAUAUUCUGACUAUUGGAGGUCGGGAUACGGAGUGCCAGUGGGAGGAUAUUUAUCAGGGUGAUGACCUCCGUGAGCCGCCUUCCUUCCAUGAUGAGAUGGAGAAGAGGCUCAAGAUGGAUUUCUAA
Molecule: messenger RNA, 516 nt
Organism: Penicillium paradoxum
Lineage: Eukaryota; Fungi; Ascomycota; Eurotiomycetes; Eurotiales; Aspergillaceae
Product: proteasome maturation protein
Exons: 3
Coding region: 1-516 (171 amino acids)
Biological process (GO): proteasome assembly
Cellular component (GO): cytoplasm; nucleus
Source: RefSeq, a predicted model, not a curated record